Molecule: messenger RNA, 3105 nt
Organism: Ctenocephalides felis (cat flea)
Lineage: Eukaryota; Metazoa; Arthropoda; Insecta; Siphonaptera; Pulicidae
Exons: 12
Coding region: 1-3036 (1011 amino acids)
Molecular function (GO): UDP-glycosyltransferase activity
Source: RefSeq, a predicted model, not a curated record
AUGGCUAUGGCAUCGCCGAGUCACCACAUUUGGAACAAAGCAAUAAUGCAAACCCUGGCAUCUAACGGCCACAAUGUGACAGCCCUGAGUAUAGACACUGAUGAAACAUCUGGUCCCAACAUACACUACUUAAAAAUAAACGGCGUGUACGAAUCCUUGUAUUCAGGAGACGAACCAUUUGAUUUACUCGAAUUCUCCAAAAAAUCACUCAUAGGAAUCACCGUGGACACUGCCAAAUGGUUCCUCACAGUCUGCAGAGCCUCUUUAAGAUCAGAAGGGGUACAAAGGUUACUAGAGUACCCUAAAGACUUCAAAUUCGAUUUAGUCAUAUUCGACUACACAAACUUACCAUGUCUCCACGGAUUUGUAUCCAGAUUCAAUUCUCCUCCACAAAUAGGCAUAACUGCUUUUGCCAAUCCACCACAUACAAGCGACUUGGUGGGGUCACCAAAUUUCGUAUCACUAAAACCCCAUUACACGACCACCAUGGGGUCAACAAUGUCUUUUCUGGAGAGGCUCUACAACUCCCUCCUGUACUCAGUGGAGUUGGUGCAGAGGAGGAUGCUCAUCUGGUGGGUAAGAAAUGAGGUUAGAGAAGUUUUUGGUGAUGACGAGUUGGAUGUUGGUGCUUUGGAGAAGGAGGUCGAGUUGGUUAUGGUUAAUAGUCAUCCAGGAAUGGAUGUGCCUGAGCCGGUGUUGCCUAAUGUGAUACAGGUUGGGGGGUUGCAGAUUAAGGAACCAAAAGCUCUACCAGAGGAUCUCAAGAGGUUCCUGGAGUCUUCAAAAAAGGGUUCCGUACUCUUCAGCCUCGGAACCAAUAUGAAAAGUGAAAUAAUCGGCGAGGAAAAGAUCAGCAUGUUCAUCAACGCAAUUUCGAGGUUCCCCGAGUACAACUUUUUAUGGAAAAUCGAACUAGAAAACAGGACUUUCCCGAAAAAUCUGAUGGUGCGGAAGUGGUUGCCACAGAAUAAUGUCUUAGCUCAUCCCAAUAUAAAACUGUUUAUAACUCAUGGGGGCUUAUUGAGUUCUCAAGAAUCGACAUGGCACGGAGUACCCAUCAUUGGGAUGCCCUUUUUCGUCGACCAGCACACGAAUGUGCAAAAGUCCGUGGACGCUGGUGUCGGCGAAAAAUUGGACUUUUUCCAACUCACCGAAGAAAUUGUUUAUCAGAAAAUUAAAAUGAUAUUGGAAAAUACCAGUUACCGUCAAAAGAUGGCGCUGCGUUCGUCGCGUUUCCGCGAUCGCCCGAUGCAUCCGCUACAAGAGGCGACAUGGUGGUGCGAAUACGUGCUAAGGCACAACGGAGCCCCCCACCUGAAGUCCCUGGCGGCAGUUAUGGAGGCCCCCGCACUCUUCAUGUGGGAUCUGAUGCUCGUGUGGCUUGGAAUAUUUUUGGGAGUCGCAUUUUUGGUAGUCUUUGGGCUCAGGAAGAUCUUUAGGAGAAAAGAAGUUACAAAUAUUAGACGAAAAGAGUUUGAGGAGAAAAAAAUUGUUAAAAAAAGUGAAACGAAAUUCAAAGGAAACAUUUUAUGUCUGAUGACGAUUGCCUCACCCAGCCACCAUAUAUGGAAUCGUUCCUUAAUGGAAGCCCUAGCGGCCAAAGGCUAUAACAUAACUGCCUUAAGCGUCGACAUAGACAAAGAGCCAGCGGCCAACCUGCACUACAUUCUCAUAGAAGACGUCUACAAAGCAAUCUACGAAGAAGAAAACUUCGACCUGAUCGCAUACGCUUCCCUAGACAUCUACUCCAGCAUCUCCGACCUCAUGAAAUACUUCGCCAUCUCCAAUCGCGCCAUUUUGAGAUCUCAAGGUCUCCAAACCCUCCUACGCUACCCUGAUGACUUCCACUUCGACUUGGUAGUAUACGACUACAGCUCCUUCCCUAGCAUCCUUGGUAUCCUCCAAAAAUUCCACAACCCUCCCGUGGUUGGCGUCAGCGCAUUCAUGAACCCUCCAAACACCUACGACGCAUCUGGCAACCCCAUUUUUGCUUCUUUGAAACCUUACUACGCAACAACCUUCACGCCGGUGAUGAAUUUCUGGGAGAGGUCAGUAAAUCUGUUCUACUACGUGGUCGAUAAUUGGGCGAGGAAGAAGGAUGUGGAGGAUGCCCAGGAGCUGAUGGAGAAGGUUUUUGGAAAAAGCGCUGGAAACGCAAGGGAGUUGGAGAGGAGGAUCGAGUUGUUUUUGGUCAACGUGCACCCGUCGAUAGAUGUUCCUGAACCGCUGCUGCCUAACGUCAUACCUGUCGGGGGGUUACAGGUUAAGCAACCUAAGGAAGCACCACAGGACAUCAAACGGUUCAUAGAGUCUUCCAAAAAAGGAGCCGUCCUGUUCAGCCUCGGUUCCAAUGUGAAGAGCGAAAUGUUAGGAGAAGAACGCAUUCGAAUGUUCAUAAAGGCAUUUGCAAAAUUCCCCGAUUAUCACUUUUUAUGGAAAUUCUCUAACAAGGAGAAAUUGAAUUUACCUAAAAAUGUCCUGUUGCAAGAUUGGAUGCCCCAAAACGACAUAUUAGGGCACCCAAAAACUGUACUAUUUAUGACACAUGGUGGUCUCCUCAGCACCCAGGAGUCUCAUUGGCACGGAGUACCCAUGUUGGGGAUACCGUUCUUUGCAGAUCAGCACACAAACAUGAAACGUUCGAUUGAUGCUGGAGUAGCUGAAAAACUAGACAUUUUUAAUUUAUCCGAGGAAGCUAUCAUUGCCAAAUUGUCGAGGAUGCUCUCUGAACCCAGUUAUCAAGAAAAAAUGACCAUCAGAUCCACUCUCUUCCGAGAUCGCCCUCAACAUCCACUACAAGAAGCAGUUUGGUGGUGCGAAUACGUACUAAGGCACAAGGGGGCACCGCAUUUGAAGUCUCAAGCAGUAUCUAUGUGCCCCUUUGCACUGUUUAUGUGGGACUUGCUUCUAGUUUGGCUAGGAGUCUUUUUAGGAGCCCUAUUUUUAGUAUUUUAUGGAAUUAAGAAGAUCUGUUGUGGGAAGGAGAAAGAUUUGAAAGCUAGCGAGGUGUUGAGGAAGGUGAAGAAGACGAAUUAAUAAAUAAAUAUAUAUAUAUAUAUAUAUAUAUAUAUAUAAAUAUAUGUAUAUAUAAUUAUGAUAUUAAUA